Messenger RNA from Pangasianodon hypophthalmus (striped catfish), 8764 nucleotides. Its product is annotated as sickle tail protein homolog. Lineage: Eukaryota; Metazoa; Chordata; Actinopteri; Siluriformes; Pangasiidae. Gene Ontology annotation, cellular component: cytoplasm. Bases 1751 to 6421 code for a protein of 1556 amino acids. The record is from RefSeq and is a predicted model, not a curated record. The transcript has 20 exons.
CUCUGGCAGUAGUGCAGCUGCAGAUUAAACAGGUUUAUCCUUUCUGUAGUAAUAGCUGAUGCUAUGCAUGCACAGAGACGUGUAAAGCGGACGCUCCACGUAAAUAAAAAUGUGUGAAUUUUAAUACAAAUUCUUUGUAGUAUAAGAGGAAUAAAAGACUUGGGGAAAAUAAUGCUGUUAGAGGAAAAUAAUCAACUGCAGGGCAGUAACAGUAACCCCGCUUCAUCACACCACCAUCGUCACUCUGGAUUCUACUACAACAGCACAACAUGGAGUGUUUUACUUCUUACUUAAUCGAUGUUUUGCAGUUCUGUGGCGAUUUAGAAGUCACAGCUCAUCUCACGGUUUAAUGUAUAACUGGCUGGAGAUGACAUUUCCUUUUAAUUAUACUAUAUUACAUUAAAUUAAAUGAGUUCAUUCGUCCCCGGUGCAGCGUUCAGCACAGAGUUGUGAUUAGCGUCACUGUCAUGGCCAACUCAGAAACAAUCACUUUAUUGACAGGAUAAAUCUCUGAAGUAUGUUUUGAAGCUUUUGUAAAUGAGCUCAUUAAUUAAUUUGUUCUUGUGAUGCUACUGUGCAAUGUAAUGUCUCUUUAAUAGCAUUUUCCCCCUUAAUGGACUUAGUGGAGAUGACAUUUCUAUAGCUGUUCAUUUCCACUUGACAUUUCCAGUGCAUCCUUUCUGCGUGAUUAACCCCGAUGUGCCUGAAAUCUUUCAUCCAGGAUGUACUUUAGAGUUUUUAUAUUUAUUUUACUUGCUGAAUGAUUAAAAGUGUGUGUGUCUGAGUGUUUUAAAAUUACAAUUAGGACUGAAAAGAUUUAGUUUGGAACAACACAUUUGACAUUGUUAUCUAUGCUGCAGAACAGAUUUGAACUGCAAACUUUACACUGUAAUGACGCGCUUUGGCCACAAGACGGCGCUUUUACAGCGUCACGACUCACUACACUGAACCGACUCUUCCGAACAAAACCAUUUACGUGAAAUGAAUCGAUUUGAAUUUUCCUUUUUCGACACAAAGACGAUGAAGAAAUGUAUGUCUAUAGUUUAAUCCUGCAGCAAAGCAAAAAAAAAAAAAAAAAAAGUUUACUUGCCAGAAUGACUUGCGAGCUGAUUUGCUGAUUCGACUCAUUCAUAAGAGUCGAUUAAAGAGAAUCAUUCAAAUGAAUCGCUAACAACAACAACAACAACAGCAAAACAUGCGUAUUAAAGUACUUAAUCAAGCACUGUUGCAGCGAUUACACGUGUAUGCAGAAUUGUUGUAUUUCAGAAAUGAAUGUAUGUUUUGUUGGUGUAUUGUACAAAAUUCGUCGAACCGAUUCGUCGUCGUGGAUUCGGUUCCUUUAGUGAAUCAGUUCAGUUGGAGGAGUUAGGAGUAGAAGGGCAGGUUUAACAGGUAGAGCUGAGCAAGGAUUCAUUUCAACACACACACACACCCACGCGUGUGUGAGUGUGUGAGAGAGACUGUGUGUGAGAGAGUGUGUGUGUUCAACAACAACAACAACAGAAAAGUCCGCGAGCAGGGGAAUCUAACCGGAAACCGUGCAGGAGCUUGCUGUGGCGCGCGACUCGGUUGGCUCAUGCCGCCCUCCGCGUGCCGACUCCCGGUGUGCACGCGUCCAUCAGCGCGGUGAAGUCUGGGAACACUCGGAUCUCACUCUAUAAGCACUACAGUGGACCCAGAAUGGAACCUUGAGGAACACCACAUCAGGACUCAGGGUGUUUUAGGGGAGCAGGAGUGUGUGAGAGACGUCAUGUCUGAAGGAGAAGCGCUCGCGUCCUUCACGCGGGGCAGCCGCACUCGCGCCAGCCUCCCUGUCGUCAAGUCCAGCAACCACACCAAGGAGCGCUCGCUGGGUGUUCUGUACCUGCAGUACGGCGAGGAGACGAAGCAGAUCCUCAUGCCUAACGAGGUGUCGAGUGCUGAUACGGUGCGCGCUCUGUUCGUCAGCGCUUUCCCCCAGCAGCUCACACUCGCGAUGCUCGAGUCGCCCAACAUGGCCAUCUACACGAAGGACCACGUGAGAAACGUCUACUACGAGCUCACAGACGUCAGGAACAUCACGCCGCACUCCUACCUGAAGGUUUAUCACAAAGACCCCAAUCAGGCCUUUAAUCACAACUCGAGAAACAACAACGGAGACGCCAGAGUUUCUCGUGAGAGGCUUUACAGCUCCAGACAGCAGCAGGCUGGUGGACAGUCGAUGGGUCACACACUUCCUGUGUCCCAAAAUCCCAUCCAGGGGCUCCAGGGUUCUCUGUCUCCACCGCUGGCUCGUUCCGUUCCCUCGUCACCAUCGCGGUUCUCCUACAACUCUCGCACCAUGCCAGCCGGCGCCACGCUUCCUCGAGAGCGCGUGUCCAGCACGCCGUGUUCCAGCGCCAUCCUGGAGCGGCGGGACGUCAAACCAGACGAGGACGUGGACCCGUACGGGUUUCCCGAGGCACGCCUGAGCAUGUCUGACGCCCCCGACGGCUCCGUGUUCCACCAUCACUCCCUUUACAGGCAGAAAUCUCGCAAGUACAGCGAGAACCAGCAUGGCCCGCUGAGCCCGAAAAAUCAGAAAACUCCGCCCCCUUCGCCUCAAAGGGUCAACGAGGUCAGGAUGAUUGACAUCCACCCGGGACAGAACCCACACAUGAUGGUGGAGAGGACGUCGUCCCUGCGGAGAUCUUACAGGAAAGAGAGCAACGGGACGCUGGAGGUGGCAGCGAGGGCCAGAGGGAACAUGGCGCCCCCCACGUACACAGAUUUGCACGGAGAAAGACCGUUCCAGGGGCUCGUUACAUCAGCAGAUCCUCAGAGCAAGCGCAUGAAGGCGAUGGAGCAGCAGUUAGCCAGCCUCACUGGUCUCGUUCAGCACGCACUUCUCAAAGGGACGAACUCCAGCGGAGGAAAAGAGACAGCAAGUGAGAAACUGAUCUGCGAGUCUCUCGCUCAAGACACAAACAGUGGCGGAGUCUCCCCCGUGGCUGUGUGUAGGAGUCCCACUCUUCUGUCCGAGCCUCCCGUGUCUCUUUCACUCAGAGACCCACCUCUCGGCAUCCUCCUGUCCACCUUCCGCAGAAACGUCUCCAGCCUCCGCCAGCAGCUCCAUCAGAUCCGACAGACGCAGCUGCAGAACCAGCUGGCGAUGAGGACGAUGCUGAAGCAGGCGGAGGAGGAACUGACCGUGAGAAUGUGUGAGAAGCUGCAGAUGCUGGAAGAACCGCUGAAGAAGCAGAGGAUGGAGGUGGACGAGGAGAGACACAGAUACGAGGUCAUGGAGGAGAGCGUGCUGCUCCAGCUGGGGGAGCUGGAGAAACACGUGGAGCAGCUGAAGAGGAACUCCAGCUCGGCUCAGGCUCAGAGACCUAUCACACUGCGGGAUGUGGAGGACGGAGCGGUUAAUCUGAGGAAGGUCGGGGAGAAGCUCGCCACGCUGAAAGGAGAGUUCCCAGCUCUGCAGUCAAGGAUGCACGCGGUGUUGAGGAUGGAGGUGGAGGCCGUGCGCUUCCUGAAGGAGGAACCUCAGAAGAUGGACAACAUGCUGAAGAGGGUCAAAGCCCUGACUGAGACUCUCAGCAGCCUCAGGAUACGUGCUACAGAAGGCUCCCUCCGCACUGACCCGAUCUCCGUGAAGCCUGAGUCACCCGAUUCCCCCAGACUGACCCGAGACUCGGCCACAACUCCACAGCAUUUAUCCUCAAACCCCACCCACUUUACUAUCACCUCUUCUUCUAACCCCGCCCACUGUGAGCUCGUCUCCGUCUCCUCCUCUCCCAUCAUGGCGCAGAGAUCCUGCAGCUCGGCACUGAUCCCAAGUCACAACCGAGAUGCCCCCGCCGUGGUCACGGUGACCUCCAGGAGCCGCGAGGAGUCCGGUGAUGUCCCUCACGUCCAGGACGAGCCGCCGAGCUGCAGAGAAACCGCUGAGAGAGACGAGGCAGUGGACAGGAGACAGGCCGAGGAAGAAGCAGACAUGGAGCGCAUUUUACAGCAGGCUCAAGCCAACCUGAUGAAGAAUAUACCUGACCUGGAGCUGACCAAUCAGAAGAGCAAAGCCUCAGAUACGACAUAUAUCCCGCCUGAUGAAGUGGACACUCCUCAUUCCCCACAUCCAGAGGCCACCACUCCAGCUGAACCAGUAGCAGAUAAACUGGUCCAAACCAGCUCGGAGUGUGUUCAUAAAUCUCCUAUAGAGAAGCUUCACAGAGCCAGUGUGGACCGAGCAACGCCCAAUCAGGAUGCAGCAAACAAAUCUCCACCCCCUGCCCCGCCCCGCCGACUCCACCUCGCAGCGACGGGACUGACGACUGGACGCUCCGGGGAGGUCAUCUACACCACUCGCAAGGACCCUGCCCCACCUCAGGAGCGAGAGGAGGAGGAGGCUCUCCAGUCCAAACCCCAGCGAGUUCGUCCAGAGUUGAAACCCAAACCACGCACACUUCCUCCAGUCAAUGCACGUGAGGAGGAGGAAGACGAUGAAGAUAAGAUCAUAGCAGAACUGCAGGUGUUUGAGAAGUGUCCGGUUAAAGACUUAGAGCCCAGAUACAUUGUUGACCUGACCACCCACGUGUUCCCAGACCGAGAGCUGGAGCCGGCCUUCUCGCUCUCCUCGUAUGACCCAAAGAGCACAGCUCUUCAUUGCGAAGAUGGAAAACACUCUCCUCAUGCUUCACCUGGAUCUGGGGUCAUAUAUUACAUCACUGGCACGGCAAAAACACCCAGCGACAAUCCACUCGGAGGAUCUGAAGUCCAAAACGAGCCUAGGGAAGGAGUCGUUUCCUCGUCUAAGGUGGCGCAUCCGAAUUCUCCUGAUUUUACCCAACAGCCGAACGUACUAACGCCAUCUGACUUGACUUUAGAUUCCCCUAAAUCAGUAGAAGAAAGCCUGAAAGUGUCAACUGACACUCAGAUGAUGUAUGCAAGUCUUCCAGAAUCUCAGAAGGACAUCAGCAGUGAUGGAGAUGAAGCAAAGAUUCCAAAAGAGGCAUCUGAGAACAUCACCAGUAAGCCAGAGAAUGAAGAGUUGGUUUCUUCUGAAAAUCUCAUUCAUGCCUCUGAGAAACCAUCCAGCAAUGGAUCCGAGGUCCAGGUGGCUAAAUCACUGGUGCGACCAAAAACAUUGCUGCUAUCAGAAGAAACCAGGUACCAGGAAGACAAGCAGCAGGUGGUAAUGAGAUCAUCUAGGGGUAGAACCGGGUACAGUGAGGAGACGAGCUUGAGCCCUGACCUUCCUGCAGAGGAGGCUCCUCCUCCACCUGACAACAUCGCCUUCAUGAUCACCAAAACCAGAGUGCAGGCUCUGUCCACUGGGGAAUACCAGCAGCUGGUGAGCUCCAAGGAACAAGAUGUUGAAACCGUUAAAGUAGGAACGGAUGAGACUGUGUCCGCCCCAGAGGACGGCGAGUUCAGCAAGAAACCAGUCAUCAUCGUCUUUGAUGAACCCAUGGACAUCCGACAGGCCUACAAGCGUCUCUCCACCAUCUUCGAGUGCGAGGAAGAGCUGGACAGGACACUCUCAAAGGAGCGCAUCAUCGAGGAUACUGAGGAGAUCAAAGAAGAAGAGGAGGCCACGGAUACGGCUGAAGAUCAGGUCAAGCCUGGCAGGAAAUCAGAGAGCACUGGUAGUGGUAAUCAUCUCCAAGUGCCUGGUCAACAGCAGAACCUCAGUGAGUGCUCUUCUGCAGUGGCAGAGGAUGCGUCCCAAGUAGACCUCCCCAGUGACGCCAAGCAAGAAGCUAAAAAGAAGUUUAAGUUCAAGUUCCCCAAGAAGCAACUGGCAGCUAUUGGCCAGGCUCUUCGUACUGGUACAAAAACAGGCAAAAAGACACUGCAGGUGGUGGUUUAUGAGGAUGAGGAGGAGCCAGAUGGCACGCUGAAGGAAGCAAGAGAAGCCAAGAGAUUUGAGAUUAAAUCAAAUAUAGACUUUGCCAGUCCUGACGUUUCAGCCAGUGAACCAUCUGAAUCCCAGACCACCACCCAGCAAAACUCUGCAGGAAGGACUAAUGAGAUCUGUCAAACUGCAUACAAAACCAUAGACAGCCUGGAGGAGACCAUUAAACAACUAGAAACCACAAUCACAAACAUGGACCCUGGACUGUCCCCUGACGCCGCCUGUAAAGAUCCAAAAGUCAAAAGAGUUGUGGAGAACCAAACGGUGCAGGCCGAAAGCAGUCCUUCAAAGAAACCAGCUCCUCUUGGGCCAAAGCCUCAGAAGCCUCCUCAGAAGAAGAAGUCCAAAGUGCAAUGCGUUCCUCGGCCUUCUUCCUCCAGCUCACUUUGCUCCGGCAGCACUAAACAGACCACCAGUGGUUCCUCUUCUACAACUCGAGUUGCUUCACCCAGAUCACGGCAACAAGCAGGAAGUGUGGAAAAACCUCCAAAACCACCAAAGCUCCAGGACUCCCAAAGCCAAUUCCGACAGGUAGUUUUACUGUAGAGCUACCUGUACGCAGAACAUCCACUUGCAAUGCGCUAAAGACACAAAUUCCUGAUGUCUUGUAAACUUGUGAGUGGUUUUGUUGACUCUCCAGACAUUGGUCUACUGUGAUGGGCCCAGUACUGCCAAGUUGUUGGGUUUUUGAGCAAGAUGCUUAACCUUCUAAUUGAGCCAUAGAGAGUAAGUCUCUUUGGAUAAAAGCAUCAGCCAAAUAAAUAAAUGUUAUAAAAAUUUUUUUUUUUUGAAGUUAUAUAUAUGUGUAAACGCGUUACACAAUCUCAUCGCUUAACACACAAAGGACAUCAAAAGAAUAUCGAUGUGUAUAGAGAGAGGGGGGAUUAGUCACAUACUAAAAUGUUUAAUGAGGCAAAAUGCUAGCUUUCUACACCUGUGGCGUGCCAAAUUUCCUUUUUUCUUUUUAGAGAAUGCAGUUUUUACAUAUAUAACCAGCAAGACUCAAAUAUUUUUGUUACCAUGUUACAACUAGAUAUUUAUACACAGUAUACACAUUUACACUUUUGUUAAUCAACAUUCCAGCAUUUUUAUUCACAGGUGGCAACAAGAGCACCAUUGCAGCUUAGAAAGUAUAUAAAUGCUUAACCUGUUUCUAACACUUUAGCCAGUUUUAGUACUAACUCUGGAAACCAUCUUUGCAUUUGAACCUAACCCUGCUAAUCAUCCAACAAGUGCUCACUCACGUCUUAGCCACAACGUCUCUGGUGAUUUGUAGUGGGUCAAAGAUCACAUCCUGUCACUCUCAAUACUCAACCUCAGCAGUUGAUCUGGCUACCAUUCCUCAUCCCCAUCUCUAUCCCUAUCCCAGUGCUUGCUGUGUCUGGGUCGAAUCGAACCCUGCGCUUACACCGACACCAAGUCGGAAGUCAUUUAAUUUCAACGAGAGUUGCCGAUUUUGAGCAACGAGGGGUGGACCAACUGUUGUUGAUGUGAAGUGGGCAUGGUGAGUGACCUAAUAAGGUUUACGCAAGUAAGAAGUGAAGCGAAUUUAAGCGAGGAAUGGUUCUUUCUUUGCCCCACCUGUGAAAUGUUAUCCUUGUUAUUUGGUUCCACAUUUGGUUCCUUCUCACAGUUCCUGUGUUUGAUUUUAACAAGAACGUUAUUUUGCUAAUACUAUGGUGACUUGCAGCACGGAUGCAUUUCAUACAUAAGCGAUUUUCCUUUCUGAAUUUUAUUUUUAGUGGGAAGAUACAUGUUCUGUAGCUAGCGCAUUACAAAUUCUGUUGUUUGUGUGGACAUCUUGCUAUAGUGGCCUUACCAGUGAAACCAUGGCAACCAUCAGUAUAUUUAAUAUAGGGGAAACUCACUAGCAACCAACGGAAAGCAUUUUGAACAUCGCAAGGUGAAAAAUGGCUGCCAGUGUGAGCAUAAGGUUAAUCAGACAGCGCUUGAGCUUCAGCCUGACACCACCAGCAUCAAAGGAGGACACACCAUGAACGUUUUGUCUCUCCAAAAUUUUAAUUCUCUUUCUCUCUUUGCUUACUUUUUGUUUCUGCAAAUCUUUACUUUGUGGGGGGACGUGUACAUCUUUUACAUGCCAUUGACUUGUUCUGUUUAAGUGGGUGUUUGGGAUUGUUGUCUUCUGAGCAGUGUUGGUUUUGGCUACUACUGCUUCGAUUUAAAGAACUCUUUAUAACACACUUGCUAACGGAAAGUUAGUGACUAGCUCUAGUGCUGGUGUUUUUGCGUAGGUUUUCUAUUUGAGAGAUUAGAUUAGAUUGACAUUUAAUGGAGUUCUGUUUUUUUUUUAGAGGUGUGAGAAUGACACGGUUGGAAUAUAACGUGCGAAAUGUAUUUUUUCUGAAAAUGAAAACUAUGACAUUGUCUUUAUCCUUAUCAUAGAAAGCUGCGAAAGCCUAAAGAAGUGAUCUGUGUUUAAUCAGUGUUUUGAUUUUGGGGUUCAGCACACUGCCAGUUUUAGCUAACAUUAUUCUUUCAAGUUCGAGUUUUUCAGUUACAACACCAAAGUUAUGUUCAUUAAGACUUACCUUCUGUUAGAAUCCACCUGUAGAGAAAGAGUGUGUGUGAUUGUUUAAAUAUCAUAUUACUAAAAUAUCCUUAGUAGUUUAGAUAAUAUUUUUGUGCCACUAAUAGUGUGUUAAACUACAUACACAAGUGAUGUGUUCAAUAAUAAAAGAAAGCUGUUUUCACUUACCUGGCCAAAGUUCUCUGCUAUGCAUGCCUUCUAGGUAUUUCAUCGUAAAGACUCUCGUUUGCACAAAAAUAAUGCUGUAAAUAUGUUCUCUGGUUUUGUAAAACGUGUACAAAGGCUGUGUGGAGGAAUGCUCAUAUAAAGGUGUCUAUGCAAUAAAGGACUGUCGCUUAGCA